Molecule: messenger RNA, 995 nt
Organism: Anoplophora glabripennis (Asian longhorned beetle)
Lineage: Eukaryota; Metazoa; Arthropoda; Insecta; Coleoptera; Cerambycidae
Product: peroxiredoxin 1
Exons: 2
Coding region: 156-746 (196 amino acids)
Biological process (GO): response to oxidative stress; removal of superoxide radicals; cellular response to stress
Cellular component (GO): cytosol
Molecular function (GO): thioredoxin peroxidase activity
Source: RefSeq, a predicted model, not a curated record
AAAACAACGCCGCUUCUGGAAUUUAUUCCGCUUUUAUCGGUGAUUUGAGAAACCGGCUUUUAAACGUGUGCUCGUAGGAUAACGGAAAUCCUCAUUUUCAUAACCAUUUGCUUUUGUGGCUCAACUUUUGAUCGAGUCUUCGUGCAGUCGUAACCAUGCCAGUACCAAGCUUACAAAAACCCGCCCCGAUCUUCAAGGGCACCGCCGUCGUAGACGGCAUGUUCAAGGAAAUCUCCCUGGAAGACUACAAAGGCCAAUACGUAGUCUUCUUCUUCUACCCGCUCGACUUCACUUUCGUCUGCCCGACCGAGAUCAUCGCUUUCUCCGAUCGCUUCGAGGAAUUCAAGAAAAUCAAGUGCUCGGUGGUGGCCUGCUCUACGGACAGCCAGUUCACCCAUCUGGCCUGGGUCAACACCCCAAGAAAACAGGGCGGUCUCGGCGAAAUGGGGAUUCCCUUGCUCGCCGACAAAUCCGGGGCCAUCGCUAAGGCGUACGGCGUUCUAGACGAGGAAACGGGCGUGCCGUUCCGCGGUUUGUUCAUCAUCGACGGCAAGGGUAUCCUGAGGCAGAUCACCAUCAACGACUUGCCCGUCGGCAGGUCGGUAGACGAGACCCUGCGUCUCGUCCAGGCCUUCCAGUUUACCGACGAACACGGGGAGGUGUGCCCGGCUGGCUGGAAGCCCGGCCAGAAGACCAUGAAGCCCGACCCCAACGGCAGUAAGGAUUAUUUCUCCAGCUCGCAUUAGCUUGGGAAUUCGUGUAAUUCCGAUUGAUUUUCGUUUGUCUCCCGUUUUGCUUUUAAAACACUGUUUUCCAUUUUAUUUUAGCCCGUGAAGCAAUGAGGAGUUUGUAGCGCUGCCGAUAUACGCAACAUUACAAGUAUUUUUUUUUUUUUGGUGAUAUUUUUUGCGUGUAUUGGCAGAUUUAUGUGAUGCGUAAGGAUAAAGUCAUUCUUCCUAAUUUUAUUAUUUUUUCAAUAAAUGUAUUGAGGAUUA